AUGCCUCGAUCAUUUCUUGUUAAACUGAAAAAGAGUAGUCCCACCACAGUUCUUUGGGAUAAAGGUGAGUUCAACUUUUUGCCGGCGAAUUCUUGUAAGAGUUUCGUUAAUUGGUAUGAAAUGUGAUUUUUCUUGAACUGCAGAGAAAAUUUGGGGCAAAACCAAGCCUUGAAACACUGGAGUUUUUUAGAUUCAAAACUGCCACACUUCAUUAAAUAUUCAUUAGCAAGCAAAUAGAGACAGCAAAAAUCUAAAACUGCUCUUUCUCGUUCUUUUUUCUAGCAGGUUCUGACGAGACCACGGCACCGCCUAACGUUUGGGAGCCGAUCCGAGUGGAAAUCGAACCGACGCAGAUAUUUCAGCCCAUCAAGUUGGAUCUUGCUACACUAGACCCAGAAUUUUUAACUGGAAAAGGACAGCUGACGCCGAAGGCACGCUUUUUCAGCCCGUUUUCUUUUAAUUCCCUUCAGUUUAAUUCUAACCACUGCGACAUCGGUGUGGGCAAGCCAUUCUAUAAAGAAGCGCCAUGCUCUUACGACUCUAGAAAUUGCAGUCCCGUUAGCCUCGAUGGUGCCUUGGUGCCUUCUCCAACGCGAAGCGAUGACGGUUACCCAAGCGCGGGAAUUUUUAUUCCCGGAAGUGGUUUUCUCGGACUCGAAAACACAAAACCCUCUUCGCUUCAGAUGCCGAGUACUGUAGUGAGUUCCGUCGGCCGCAAACGUCGUAACGGAGCACCUAAAACGUUUACCUGCGAAGUUUGCGGCAAAGUUUUCAACGCACAUUACAACCUGACGCGUCACAUGCCAGUACACACAGGCGCAAGACCGUUCAAGUGUAAAAUAUGCGGCAAAGGCUUCAGGCAGGCAAGCACGCUUUGCAGACACAAGAUCAUCCAUACGAAAGAAAAACCUCAUAAGUGUAACAUUUGCGGAAAAGCUUUUAACAGAUCCUCCACUCUCAACACUCACAUUCGUAUUCACGCCGGGUACAAACCAUUUGUUUGUGACAUUUGCGGCAAAGGAUUCCAUCAAAAAGGAAACUACAAAAAUCACAGACUGACUCAUACUGGAGAAAAGCCUUUCAAGUGCCAUAUUUGUGGCAAGGCUUUCCAUCAAGUGUACAAUCUGACAUUUCACAUGCACACGCACAAUGACAAGAAACCAUUUACAUGUAAGGAAUGUGGUAAAGGCUUCUGCCGGAAUUUUGACCUUAAAAAGCAUGUCCGUAAAUUGCAUGAAAACAAAGAACAACGUGACAAAAGUGAACAAUGAAGCACGCUUCGCAGUUGACCAUGAACUCAUAAAAAAGGGAAACGAUUGUGCGAGCGAGCCCUUUCCUAAGUAAUUCAUAGCCUUAACUAUGUACAAACUAUAAAAAAAAGUGUUACUGUAAAAAGACUAUAUAAGAAGACUAAAUAGAAUGAUACGGCCUACGUUACAAUAUAAACCAGUUAAAGCGUCUGAUAUACAAUCCGUGCUCAGUAUAACGGAGAUAUUGACACGUGGAAAAACAAUGCUAGUUGAAAAGAAAAAGAUAAGAUGUGUACAUUAGAAAACAAUAAUGAGUAUCUUGUUGUGAAUAUAUAAAUAUCGGUUUAUGUAGUCAUCUCCUUUGGUGAAAAUAUAAAGUUUAUCAAUAUGUGUAAAUUAUAAGAACGAAAGAACGAAAAAAAUAAAACUUGAGGUGUUGUAAAGUGUUCGCAAAUCUUUAAGUUUUAUUCUGGACGGGCUUUAAUCAAAACAUAUGAUUUUAACGCUCUUAAAAUGUUUUUAAAUACGUAUUUAAUAUGCGAAUAUUCAAAAGCGCGUACUUCACAGUUUGAUGUAAAGUUUUAACAAGCAAAUGAAAAUCCUUUCAAAACUUAAUUGGUAAAUGGAAGUUUUUAUUUGCAAAACGUUCAGUUUUAUUAAUUUAGGUUCGCCUGCUGAUACGUUAACCACCUGAAGUGUCCUCUCGGACCGAGCGGGAUACUCUCUCGCAUAUAUUAGCGGUAAAUAUAUUUUGUAUCGCAAAUGCGCUCACGAUGACCGCCGUAAACAAGAGAAAUCUGCAAAAAACAAAGUACUUUAAAGCUAUUUUUUUCAUUUCUACCUUUCAAAAUUUAAAAGUUAAUCAACAUUCUUUGGUUUGACUGAAAUUUUUCAAACAGGCUACUAAAAAACAGGGCCGAGUUGUUCAAAGCUUGGUUAAGAUAACCCAGGGUUAGUGCGAAAUUAGAAUUCAGAUUUGACAGCUUAAAAAGCAAAUUCAGUUUAAUUAUUUUUUUCUACAAUAUGAUGAUUGGAUGAUCUCCAAAAAAUAGAUAAAAUUAUCCGAGGAAAUGCUUUCGAAUAAAAGAAAAAAAAAACGGAUCAAAACUUAACCCCGGGUUAGCGCUAAUCGACCUUCGAACAACUGGAACUAAUUACAAGUUUUAAAAAACGGAAGUGCAGACUCUUCUUUGCCUUUAUUUUUUCUGGGGCGUAAAGUUUUUAAAAUGCUCAGAUCGUGAUUUUUAGGUAAAAAAUUAAAACAAAUUUAAAUUAAUUAUAAUUUGAAUCCUUGCUCGUCUCUACUUCACAAUAAAUGAACUUGCCGGCGGAAUAAGACGAAAAAAAAAACGCCUAAGACGAUGACUACAUUGCCGCGUUGUACGGCGGGUUAUCGUUAAAGAGGCCUCUUUGACCGACCAUCCUGAUGUUUUAAUUCGCUAUACCAAAUUAAGGGAAGAUUUAAUGUAAUGAAGUGCUUGUAACAUUACCCUGUGUGGUAAAUCGUAAAAAGAGUUAGGACAACACUCAGUAUACAUGCCAUCAGUUAUGGACUGUUUGACCACUAUCCACCCUGUUUAUUAGCAGCUGUGCUCUUUUUGGGGGGUAUUCAGACUGCCCUCGAACCUGCGCGUCAAUUUUGCUGCAAUUUUCAGCGAUACACAAGAGUAUAAGGAAAAAGAUAGUGCUUUUACAAUUUAAUAACCCUUGUUAUAAGCAAGAAAAAAUAGGAUAAGCCAUAAGGCUUUUAAUUUAUGUCACUUAUUUGAGAACAUUUAAACUUACCACCACCACAAUUUUUCUCGCAAAACUAGUCGACUCUUUCCGCCAAUGUCUUCUUUUGGGCAUGCGCGCGUGGAAGGAGCAAUUUGAAAGAUUGCCUACUUGUAUUCGAAUGUAAAGUUAAGCCCCGUGCAAACGGACGCAACAUUGUUGGCCAAAAACUCCUAACAUUGUUGGGUGCGACAUGUAACAAUGUAGGGAGUUGUUGCGUCCGUUUGCACUUAAGGUCUCUAAUACUUUCCUGAUCCUUGACGUCCCUACUUUAAUUAAAGCCCUGUACAGUGGUCAUCGUCAAAUUCCUCCCCCAACAAGAGAACUUUGGAAAUAAAGACUGAACGUGGGUGAAAAUUUUAAAUUAAAUUCGCCCUUAUUUCGAACCCCUAUGUACGAUCAUUAUACAUUUCAAUGAAAACUCCUUCAUUCAGUUUACGCAAUGUAAUCGUACCUUUGGCGGCUCCCGAAGGAGCUUGGGGAACCUGUGCAGUGGCAGGAAGAUUCAUCCAGCGGUCGGUAGAAAUAGCAAAUUAUGAUUCAUAUUGAGGUAAUGAAAUGUCGUGGCCUGGAUGCUCAGUUUCAGGAUCAAAUGACCAGAAGAUCCUGGGCAAUUUUCAUGAUUUAAUGACUUCAAAUGGUAAGCGAGAUUUCUCCGAAAUAAAUCAUAGCGAUUUUGAUUGAUGACUUGAGCGUUUCUUAAAUUUAUUUAUAUAUAUUUCAGGCGGAAAACGGUGUCAAUGGCGAAGCGGAGCAGGGACUGUGCUGGACUGUCAAGGUUUUAGACGCAAGCAAAGAUGGCGAGAUCGUCAAAUUUACGAUUCAAACAAACACUGUGAGUGUACAAACUUCAGCUACAUGCGAGGCCUUUUAAUCUCCUGCAAGCGCGUCCUGUUUAGCCAUGUUUGCAGCAAAUUAAGAUCAAUGCAAUCGAUAUUUCAGCAAUUUUGUUUGAGGGGGGAUACACAACUCAGCUCCGGUUUAGGUGGAAUUCAAUCAUCAUAGAAAUUGAAAGUUAUUUGAACUUUUCAGACCUCAUACAUUAAAUUUGCAUGUAAUCGUUAUUGCUUUCGUAUUUGCAUGUCAUUGUUUCGCAUCUUGUUUUACGCACGUACCACGGAGAUCUUUCCGCCCCCUCCCCUCCCCUUUAGCCUCCAAAUCUUUAAUCCUUACUCUCGCCACUAUUCUUCACAUAUUGAGGCAUGGUGUUAGAAAGAAGAGGCUUUUUAUUCUUAAUUAUCACUUUUUCUAUUCUCAUGGCCCUCAUUUUUCACUAAAUACUCCUAUUCUUAGGAGAAAUUAGAUUCUGAUCACCAUUGGCAGCUCACAGAGCAGUCCCUUGAAUGUACUAGUCCACCCCUUCAAUUGCAGGGUGGGCAGGCCUCUCUAGGCUGGUUUAAAUGCAUCUAGCUUUCGUAUAAAUUCCAGCAGAUGUUAUCAAGCAGAGAAUAAAUACCAUGUGAAUUCUGAAUUCACAGUUCCAGGUUGUUGUUGCCCUCUUGUUUCUAAUAUUCUCUGCAACUUGUUGACAGGGUUCUUGUUCACAGUUUUUCCAUAUAAAUUACUACUUAAUUUUCCAGUGAGAUUAUCCACCUUGAAAUGAUUUAUUCAUAAAACCCACAAGAAAAUAACUGCUUGUUAUUGUAAACUUGAUUAUUAGGCUUUAUGUUCAUAUCGAACAGCUUAACUCUGAAAUAAUUAUAGAGCAAAGCUGUUCUAUAUGGAUGGUCUAUAGCUAGUUCAAUAUUGAUUAUUAAUAUUGUUAGUGGUGCUCUCCAAGAUACUUCUAUACUUUUCUUCUAAUACUUUGUUUAAAAUUCACUCCAGCAGAUCAAUAAAAAGUGUUUAUUUUUCCCUGUAAGAUUGCAUCUCAAAGGUAAUUGGCUUUCAGGCGACAGUGUUUCAGUCAAAAUCAUGUCUUCUGUGUUUCAAGAAAAAACCAGACACUAUUUAUUAUCAGGAUUGGAAAAGUUAUUCAGUAAAAGAACAUUAUUUUAGUGUAAAAUCUCCAGUUUCUUCUUGGGGAGCUAGUUUGAGGCCUUGGCCUUGUCCCUGGGCAAUCACUGUCUUUAGAGCUGACGGGUUAACAACCGUUUUGCUAUUUUAAUUUAAAGGGUGAAGGAACUGGAAGUGAAGAAGAAAAAGGAGUGAUAGUCCUUCGACAAUAUGAAGAUUUAGAAUGGCUGUAUCACUGUUUAAUGGCACACAAUAACAUUGAUGGAGUUGUUGUAAGUUAACUAACAUUAAUUUAUUACCCCAAAGCAAAACUUGAAUUUACAGGCAAGGUUAGGCUAGGCUGCACAUUCCCAAAAUAAUGAUCAAUCAAGAAUUAUUUGAAUCUGUGUUGCUGUGUAAAAGGAUUCACUUAUGAGUUUCCCUAUCAAUGAUUUUCAAUCAAGCAGUUCUUCUAGUUCAGUUGACCGGUAGAAUGCUUUAGGUAAUUAAUAGUAUCAUUUUAUCCAUCUUUAGCAUAAGGUUCUGCACAGAUCACGUUUUCGUUGAUGUGGAACUCAUUUCUAGUGUGCACUAUUAAUAAUAUAAUGUUACCUUUUGUUGUCAUAUCCAGAUUCCUCCGUUACCUCCAAAACCUGUCACUACAGUCAAUGCUGCUGAAGCCAGGUCAAAGAAACAGCUAGGUAGGAGAAGUCUGUGUUCCUCCGAAAGAAACACUCUAAAUACAGCCAAACAUGUGUGUAGCAGUCAUCCUUAGGAAAUGGCUAACCAACCUGUUAAUACUAGCUCAAAGAAUGUGUAAAUUGUUGUUUCCUAUUUUCAGGAAAAGAUGCAAAACACAUGGUGGCUGAUGAAUUUUCAAGGGACUGUCGUAAUCUUGAGAAGUAAGUUCAACAUGUCUUCAAUCUGGAGAUUUCCUUUCUUUUUCCCAGCCACCCCACCCCUACCAUUACAGGCAGUCAGCCUAGCCCCUGUCCCCGAUUUAUUUUUGUAGUGGUACUUGCCUGGCAGUUUUUGUACAUGUACUUGUGCCAGGAAUCUGUGCAUAGCAUGUCUUACCCACCAGUUGACUUUUGGCCUCUUCACAUGCACGUGGCUAACCAAGCUGGCCUGGUCAGUGGUCGAUGAAAUUCGCCUUGGUUUCAUAUGAGAAAUUUCAGCCCGGUUUCUGAGAUGAGAAAAAGCCAAAGAUCCUGGGGAUGAGUUUUGGCUUGCCGGGACACAGAGCAAGCAUGAUGAAACACAAAAAUUUUAAAUUUCGCACCUAUCAUAGCUUCUGGAACUCUUAAAGCUGUAUCAGUGCAGUUAAAUGGGAUGCUUAUGAUGUGGAAAAUACAGCAGGAAAUGCAAGACGAUGCCAUCCGGACCGCCAGAAUUCAUCCCACUUUCAUCCUGUUAACCGGGCUGAAGUGUUCAUAUCAUGGCAAAAUUUCUAGCCCGCUUACCGAGGUCUUGGGAACCUAGCCAGCCCGCCCUCUCAUAUGAACACAUUUAAAUUUUUACAAAGGAUGAAGAGGAAAGGUGAGAUUUUGGAAACCGGACUCAUGUGGUUCGUAUCUGUGAAAAGCUUAAAAGUUUUUUCUUUUUUAAGUUCUUCCAGUUUUUAGGUUGAUCAUAUAAGUUGCAUGUCUCACAGCCACAUGCAUUAUUCUCAUAUUUCUGUGGUAUCGUCCUUUAGAUUUUUACAACUUGUUAUUGCACACCCUGCCUUCUCAAAAGAUGAGGAUCUGCAAAAAUUUCUAAAAGAGGAAAAUGUGAGUUAUGACUUUGAAAGUAAUCAUUGUUGGUUUUGAGUGUUGUUGCAAUGAUUAUUUAUUCUGCACCUUAUUGUACCUAAAAAGAGGUAUGAUAAAAAUAUAAAUAUUUAUUACAAUUUAUUGACUGAACUUUCUAAGGACAGAAAUUUCCUCCAUCUCCAAGAUGGCUUCUGUGAAGUAGCAGUGUGCAAAGAAAAUAGUGUCCGAUAGCCCAGGGCUAGUGGAUUUUGCUAUUAGGCUAGGGAAUUCUGUUCUUCACUUGCCCGAAGGCAAAUGAUUUGAAGGUUUUUGGGGGAUUUUAAUCGCUGAAGAACAGUUAUCAAUCCUGCUCAUCAAAACAAAUUUUCAGGCUAGUUGAAAUGACUUUUGGGUUAGUGCAUGCUACAAUCUCAGACAAAAACCUUGAAACACUUUGUAAAAUUCUACUCUCUUUCAUUUCCUCCCUCCCUUUUGCAAUGUUGUUGUAGCCACACAACUUUUCAAUCACAUCUCAACAUUGCAGAGGGAAGGGAGAAUGCAUGGGUGUUUCAAGGAUUUUUGGUGUGGAUUGUUACUGCAGCUUGCCUGAAUAGCAAGCUGUAAAAGUGACUUUCUUUUCACUCUGAGUAGUUUGACUGUAUAUAUGCAAGGAAUUGUUUAGUUUGGGGAUCCAAUACUGCAUCUACAUAGUAGGACAACUUCUUAAGUGAAGAUAGAAACAAAUGACAAAGCAUGACUUAUGCUUUAAAAUAUAAUUUCUAAGGAGUCUUUCAUGACUUGUUGUCUCUUAUUCUGGUGCAUGUAUGCUGGGCAUGUGUUGGAUGAACCUUGGUAUGAAAAACAGUGUUUCAUUCUGGUUAAUCUUUUAUCACUGAAGAUUGUAUGAUGUAAUGAGUAUGUGUAAUAUAUGUGGUGGCUAAAUGGAUUGUCAUAAAGUGCAACUUAUUCAUCUUGAUAGCUUAUUGACUACAGUAGUUUAUACUCAUUUGUUUUCAAGAGUUGCAGUUCCUUUUAUGUUUAUGCAUGGUCAAUAACUUGUUCUUUUAAUAGCCUCCAGUUAGAACCAAAGUCAAGAAAGGUGUGAUGGAAAGUUUGUCCAAAUCUGUUAGUGACUUGAGGCAUCACAAUCACAAGGUAUGGUUAUUAUUCUUGAUUUAAGUAAUAUUUCCAAUUUAUUUCCCGAAGUUAUCAGUGCCCGUGUACAUACCGCAUCAACAACCUCUUGAAGGUUCCUCAUUAAACAAUGUCGUUAUGUCAAAAAACUUGUUUGUUGGUACUUGUUAUUAUUGUUUUAGGAUCUUGAUGAUGAAUUUCAGAAGAAAAGAGAUUUUGUGGAGCAAUACACACCUUUGACUAAAGAAACUUAUGGGGUGAGAAAAAAAUAUUAGUGUCCAAAUGAUAACAUCAACAGUUUAAUUUAGGGAAAAUUAGCCAACCUCUGUUAGCAAAGUAGCUGAUUCUUUUUACCAUUGGCCUGUAUUUAUGUAACCUCCCAUGCAGACGUUGUUGUUUCUUUGUCAGGUGUUCCUACGUUCAUGACGAGAGGGGGGGAGGGGUUGGGGGGGGUUGGGGUAUGGAACAAAGCCCUAAGAACGUAUGGGUGGGAGGAUAGCACUUAUUGAAAGCACAAUAAUCCAGUCCUAUUCUCUAAUUUUGAAAGCAGAGGAAGAUUGAGGAGAAGAAAAAUGUGACCAAUGGGGAAAACACUGAGAAAAUGUCUGUUUUCUGGGCUGUCUCCCCUGGGUUCUUUCCGGCUUCUGUCCCCUUCUCUUUAUUGUCAAGCACCACAAUCCAAGAGUGUUUUAGCGUUCUUGCACCUUUGAAAAAAUUCCUGCACAAUAGCCUAUGGUACUUGCAUCUGUGUUCUUUUCCUCUCUAGUAAUAUUUUUACAGUUGGACUACACUCUGUUUGGUAACUGUUUGACUGGUUUUUGUAAAAGGCUCUUACAAAGCUUAUAGGGGAAGACAAUUGUAUUGCAAUUGUUUUUUGGUGUGGCGGAUUGGUGCAAUCCCCCAAAACGUAAUACAAAAGAUUGAAAAGACACUAACAAUACCCACACUGCAACACAAUGCCCAACCAACAAUGGUUUCCACAACACUAAGAAACACUCACUUAUCGCGUUCGUCGGAACGCAUCCUAAUCUUGGUGUUCCUGUGGUACAAAGCCACAAAUGUUCGAGGUAUUGCAGGCGACUGCCCAUUGGCCACCCCUACUGAUUUUAUCCGGGGCAUCUCGGCCAGGAAACUGGACUCCUUCCGACUCGAUUUCGUUUCCAUGAAUGACGAACGCGGAUCCGUAAUCAAUAAUUACCUCUGGUAAUUAGUCUUUGAACAAAGUUACAGGAUGUGUUGUCUUCAGUGGAUGUGAUUUUUAUCCCUGCUAUUUUCUCCAUAAAUUUCUUCUUGUAGAACUUCAUCAAAAUGGUGCACAGUCAGCAACGUAAGUCAAAUGUAAUGAUUUUAAAACCCCUUUUAGUAGCUGGCAUCUGUGAGAGCUGUCAAUGACCAAUGCUUAGACAUCCAGUCAAGCUCGCACCAUCAUUAAAACUCUUUUAAGUAGCUGGUAUCUGUAAGAGCUGUCAAUGAGCAGUACUUAGACACCCGAUUAAGCUCGCACCAUCAUAAGUAUACCAAACUUUUUUUAGCAUUCAAAGCGUUACUAAAAGGAAUUUCAGUUCUUUUUGUUAAAUUAUUAAUCUUCAUUAAAAUAGUUGAGUAACGGAAAGUAAUAUUUACAUUUGCUGGUCGCUCAAAGUUUAGAUGUGACGACAAAAUUGUGGAGAUGUUUUUAAAUUCAUUCAUUACUGAUGUCUACCGUGUGAUAAAUGUAGGUACCAGGGACGAAACGAAUAUAAAUAAACGGCAACUGGAAAUGGGAAAAAAAUUGACCACUCAAGAUCAUUAGUUUUGCGACCUCUCAUCGGAUGUCUUUUUUUUCGGUGGAGCUGUAUAUAUAACGUUCUAUCAAGUGAUCGACCAUUCGAUUAUAUUUAAGUGAAGCCUUAAUCUACGCAAACGUUGUUUGAGCUCGUUACGUGUUCCUUUCAAGCGAAUGACGGUUGUUGCGUGACGAGAGACAAGUAAGUCAGAUCAAUUUAGGUCUCUGGGAAACUGCCCACCUACCCCUCCCCUAAGUCAUCAUUUUGCCCUAAGUUAGAAGUAAGUGUUAAUGCUAGCUUAUGGGAGGGGUAGGUGGGCAGUUUCCCAGAAACCUAAAUUUAUCCACAAAGUCUACAUAUGGUUUUAGCGUAAUUGAAUUUUGCAGGUGAGUUAUUGCUGAUGCUUGAUAAGGGGAAGUACAAUGUCAGGAAUAAGAAGAAAAUCUUACAUUUAAUAAACUCUGUAAUAAUAAUAAUAAUAAUAAUAAUAAUAAUAAUAAUAAUAAUAAUAAUAAUAAUAAUAAUAAUAAUAAUGUGAUUUUAGGAGUUGCUUUAGCUGUGGCUGAUUUUAGUGGCGCGGUAAUGACUGCAUCUGCUAUCGACGACAACGGCACAAAGGAAUUAAAAGGGUAAAUUAAAUUUCGAGAUUUUUUCGUAAAUUAAAUUGAUUUGUGUUAGACAUUCCAGAGUCUCUCCCACAAUCUUGUACCCAGAUUCCUCUCUGCCUCAGUAAUAAUACCACGAAAGAAGAAGAGCCAAAAAACAAGUUAAUGAUAAGGAGUACUUGUGCCAUAAACUGUUCUCUUUUCUCUUCCUUAAAGUCUUUCUCUUGUAACCGUGUCACCUGGUCGUUUACGUUAUUUUGCAGAAACUUUGGCACCUUUUCAAGUUCACUUAAUGGUGUGAAGGUACGUCUUUAAUAGCUUGGUCCCUAGGUCUUAUUAUUACCUAGCUUGUGCGUUCCGGGUCACGUGGUCCGUUCGUCUCGGAUACGUUACCGAAAUGCAUUGACCGUGAAGGCCUGGAAAAAAGCCGCACAGGGUCGAGGCAAAGUAUAUCAGUCAACUUCAUUUCUUGUUUCAUUGUUAUUUCCUCGUGAAGUUUCCUGAAUUUCGCAUUAAAACGUUUGGCGUUUUAUUUUUCCUUUGUUUUAGGAGUCAUUGGAUGUUAUGUCCACGAAUGAUGACAACACCUUAGGAUUUACCUUAGAACUUUAUUCGUCUAUGUACCUUCGCCGCUCCCACCCAUUGUGUCGUCGUUGUUAAAUAACUUUAUUCUUUAUUAUCAGGUUUUUUGAACUCACUUUAGAGUACUUAUUUACUCUAUGAAACACUGAAGAGAACCGAGUUUUCUCUCAGCAAUUGUUUUGAUCCCGUUUCCAACUAUAGGAGAUGCUUUUCCGACGAACCUACAAGAUGGUGGAAUUUGAGAAUGCUACAAAAGCACUGGAGAAAGCAAAACCAAAGAAUCAAGAAGCAGUAAGUGCAUUAUUCGCGAUGUAAAGUUAAUAUCUGUGGACGAAUAAGCCUCUGUUAAGAAUACUAUAUGCGUAAAAGCUUUUCUUUAGGAUUUCUAAAUUCGCAGUGCUUCGUAACGAGGAUUAUUAUGAAAACCCAAGUUUCUCUACAUUCUCUCUUUUAAUUGUCAGUGGCGUCUAUUUAGUCAUUUUUUCUUUUUGUUUUCUGAUAUGUCAAAAUCCGCAUAUAACAUUGGUCUGGUUAUGUUAAUAUGUUUUUUCAGCUCCAGAAAGCUAAAGAAGAGGCUGAAGAAGCCUUCACUAAUAUUUCUGAAGUUUCUAAGAAAGAGGUGAGGUUUAGUAAACAUUUUGUGACGGAGUUGAGCAGUCAUGUGCAGAGAGCUCGAAUCUCCUUAUAUUUGCGGGGUAGCGGUUCAGUGCGUUUAAUAAAAUGGUGAAAAGACACCGAAAGCAUUGAAGAACUAAUAGGUUAUUGGCGGGUAGAGGGAACCUAAGCAACCUUCAUGGCGACGGCAGUGAAGACGUUACUUCUAAGGCCCGGUUCAAACGUCGAACUUUACAUGUGCCGAACUUAAUACCUAUCUAGGUCGACCCAAACUAUUAAGUGGACUACUCUUGUGCUUAAAGGGUUAAGCGUGGUUUCCAUAUAAAUUGAAGGUCCGGAUCGUCACAAUAGGAAGCUUAAGCAAAGACAUUUCGGAGCGAUGCACGUCAACCGGAAGUGAGGCCUUUUCCCUUUUUAUUUGCCUUGAGGCAAACACAUUUGUAUUGCUAACUUUCUUUUCUGUUAUAAAGACGAUUUACCUGAGACUUUCAACCAACCCACUGCCCAGUGAUGCAAAAAGUCCACUUCCGGUCGACGUCCAUCACUCAAAAACGCAGUUGCUCAAGCGAGGCGACCACACCCUGCCAGCAGAGGCCAUCUUUCGCUUCCUUGACCUUUUCUGAAAAUAAUGACCGAGCGUGUAGCGCGCGGGCUUUUUUCUUAAGAUGGCCAAGGAGCGAAGGCUUUAUCCGGUUUGAUGCGCCUUUCCAUUGUUUUAGAACCAGCAAAUCAUUAUUGUGGCCACUGAGUAGGCAUGAAUAGAUUCUGCUAGUAAAUUCAGGAAAAGUUGCUUCACAAUAUACCCAAAAGUUGCUCUAAAGUUGCUCAAAUAUCAAAAAGUUGCCACCAAAAUUUAGAAAAGUUGCUUGCUCUCUAGAAUCGUUUUGUUUUAGAUAAAUACUCAAAACGUGUUUGUUUAUUUGUUGCCAUUUAAACAUUUUCAUUAAAUAUUCUUACAAUCAUUAAAAGAGGCCAAAAGGCAUUGUUAUAUGACAAAUAUAAAUACUAUGAAAUAAAAUCAGUUAAAAAAAAACAAAAACAUAAAAACAUAAAAAAAACAUAAAAUCAGUUUUGAUAAAACCAGUUUUAAUGAAAUCCUUCGAAAUGAAACGACCUUUUAUGGUUUGGUUCGGUUUUAUAUCAAUUUGUUGGUCAAAAGUUGCCAAGGAAGGCAAAAGUUGCCCUAGGUUGCUGGUACUACAAAGAGUUGCUCAAAACGCUAAAAGUUGCUCAAAAGUUGCCGAGCACAAUCUAUUUAUGCCUACCACUGAGUGGAACGGGAGGUCAUUGUUAAGAAAUAAAGGCUUGGCUUCUGCGGUUUUAAUAACAGCCGCUUUUCCAUUUAUUGAAACUAAUAAGUGGGGCUCCAGGUGUGGUGGCUUCAUUUCGCUGAUGAUAACUUUUGCGUCUUACAGUUGAGUCGGUACAACAGACAGAGAGUGUUGAGCCUGCAGGCAAGUCUUAUCCAGUACGCGGAGUCUCGACUGAAAAAUGGAAGAGAUACGUACGCCAUAUUAGCUAAACUAUUAAAUGAUCUUAAGAAAUCUUCCUAA
Molecule: messenger RNA, 12946 nt
Organism: Porites evermanni
Lineage: Eukaryota; Metazoa; Cnidaria; Anthozoa; Scleractinia; Poritidae
Source: the annotation of a GenBank genome assembly